This is a messenger RNA of Ananas comosus (pineapple), 984 nucleotides long. RefSeq names its product receptor-like protein 12. The transcript has 2 exons. The coding region runs from base 1 to 984 and encodes 327 amino acids. The record is from RefSeq and is a predicted model, not a curated record. Gene Ontology annotation, molecular function: protein binding. NCBI's taxonomy places the organism in Eukaryota, Viridiplantae, Streptophyta, Magnoliopsida, Poales, Bromeliaceae.
AUGGAUUAUUACAAAGCAAUGAUAAGAGCUUUGCUGCUCUUCCUCUUGUACGCUUAUGCAAUGGCAUUCAAAUCUUCUAAUAUGAGUUGCCCAGAUGCCGAGAGAGAAGCACUUCUGAGAUUUGCCGGAGGUUUCAACCGAACUGCAGAAGCCGAGAGAGAAGCACUUCUGUGGUUUGCCGGAGAUUUCAACCGAACUGUUGCAGCUGGCUUCUCCUCUUGGGAGGGAAAAAAUUGCUGCAAAUGGGAAGGCGUGGAGUGCAACGACCGAACCGGACACGUCGUGCAUUUAGAUCUUCAAUGGAGGGGAAUCGUCAGCAACAGAAUCGAUCCUUCUUUGCUCCGUCUUAAGCAGCUGAGCUAUUUAGACCUCAGCAACAAUUACUUUGGGUCCAUCUCGAUUCCGCCGUGGAUCGGUUCUUUCAAAAAUUUAAACUAUCUUAACCUAUCUCACUCGAAUUUUUACGGGAUGGUACCCGAUCAGCUCGGAAAUCUCUCAAGGCUUCAAAUCCUCGAUCUUUCCGAUAAUCUGCUUACAUUGAGCAACGCGAAUUGGCUUUCUCGACUCACCUCUCUACUUCAUAUUGAUAUGAGCUCUUUUAUGAUUGACGAUGCAUCUAAUUGGCUGCAAGCAUUGAACAUGCUUCCUUUAGUACAAGAUAUUCGUUUGCAGUUCUGCUCCUUCGGUAACUUUCCACAAUCUCUCCCGCAUGUAAAUUUUACGUCUCUUUCCCUUUUGGAUCUUUCUUAUGCAUCAUUCUAUGAUUAUUCUAAUAACAGCGAAGUAAAUCCUAGCUUACCCGACUGGUUGUUUAGAAUUACUUCCCUUCAAUAUCUUUAUCUCACUUUUAGUGGAUUUACAGAGCUCAUUCCAUCUGCAAUUGGAAGCUUGGCUUCUCUGAAGGUUCUCCAACUAGAAUAUGUUAUCCUUGAUGCCGGGAUACCGUCUAGUUUGAGCAAUCUCUUUUGCAAGAGUUGUACUUAA